Molecule: messenger RNA, 4477 nt
Organism: Strigops habroptila (Kakapo)
Lineage: Eukaryota; Metazoa; Chordata; Aves; Psittaciformes; Psittacidae
Gene: ABHD3
Product: abhydrolase domain containing 3, phospholipase
Exons: 9
Coding region: 146-1198 (350 amino acids)
Biological process (GO): phosphatidylcholine metabolic process; medium-chain fatty acid biosynthetic process; medium-chain fatty acid catabolic process
Molecular function (GO): A2-type glycerophospholipase activity; acetylesterase activity; monoacylglycerol lipase activity
Source: RefSeq, a predicted model, not a curated record
UCCGCGGCAGUGGCAGGGGGAGCUGAGCGGCAGCGCCUCCUCCCUCCCUCCCUCCCUCCCUCCGCGCCGCGGUGGGCUCGGCCGCGGCAGCCGGGGUGCGCUGCGCUGCGCUGCGCUGCCCUGCCCUGCCCGGCCCUGCCGAGCGAUGGACUGGCAGGUGCUGACCAGGGAGCUUUCCCUCUACCUGGAGAGCCAGGUCCGAGUGGGGCUCUUCGGCUCCGGCGUAGGCUUGUCCUUGGUGCUGGGCUUCGGCGUCGCCUACGCCUGCUACUACCUCAGCAGCAUCGCCAAGAAACCCCAGCUGGUGGCCACCAACGACAGCUUCUGCCGCUUUCUUGAGGAAUAUUGCCCUGUUGUGACAGAAACUUACUAUCCCACGAUUUGGUGCUGGGAAGGUCGGAUGCAAACACUCCUGCGUCCCUUUAUCACCUCCAGACCCCAAGUACAGUACAGGAAUGAGCUCAUUAAAACAGCAGAUGGAGGACAGAUUUCAUUGGAUUGGUUUGAUAAUAAUGACAGCUUAUAUCAUCCGGAUGCCAGUACAAGACCCACUGUCCUGUUACUGCCUGGCCUGACAGGAACGAGCAAGGAAUCCUACAUUCUUCAUAUGAUCCAUCAAAGCAAAACGCUGGGAUAUAGAUGCGUGGUUUUUAACAAUCGGGGAAUUGCUGGUGAGGAGCUAUUGACACCAAGGACCUACUGUGCCUCUAACACAGAGGAUUUGGAGGCUGUUAUUCAUCAUGUACACAGCUUGCACCCCUCAGCUCCAUUCAUAGCAGCAGGUGUUUCGAUGGGAGGCAUGCUUCUUUUAAAUUACCUGGGCAAAACUGGCAGAGACACUCCUUUAAUGGCAGCUGCAAUUUUCUCUGCGGGUUGGAAUGUUUUUGAAUCUGUAGAAUCUCUGGAGAAGCCACUAAACUGGCUUCUUUUCAACUAUUACUUGACUACUUGUCUACAAUCCUCUAUCAGCAGGCAUCGACAAAUGUUGGAGAAAUUAUUUGAUAUGGAUCUCGUGAUGAAGGCUAGAACUGUUAGAGAAUUUGAUAAGCAGUUCACUUCAGUCAUGUUUGGCUACCGUACAAUUGACGAUUACUAUGAAGAUGCUAGCCCAUGUCGCAAGCUGAAGUCAGUAGGAAUUCCAGUGUUAUGUCUAAACUCUGUGGAUGAUGUUUUCUCACCAGGUCAUGUUACUCUUUGAAAACUGGAACUUUGAAAGGCAUUCUUUACUGAAACAUACGGAGAUUUCUGCCUGUUCAGGUGUAUAUUUAGCAUACUUAAAACUCCAGAGGAAUUUGCUUAAAUAAUUUUUACAUCAAGAGUGCAAACGCCACAGCUCCAUAAAGCUUCACUGUUGCGCCAACCAGUUAAUGGGAUAACAGUCAUCCCAUCACACUGAAAUGCCAUUUGUAUUUCAAAUAUGAUAAUAAAAUACAUGCCAUAAUAUUUUAUUAUGUAUGUCAUAUUAAAUAUUAUGUAUAAUUAUAAAUUCUCGUUACUAAAUAUUAUGGCAUUCUAAUAUUAUAUUAACCUUUUAUUAUUCUGACAUAUAAAAGUCAUAUCCUUUCCCUGUUAUCAGUCUCCCCUCGCUGACCUUUAUUUUCUGUCACAAAGGGAAUUGCCCAGGUGAUGGCAUUGAAUCAGCUGAAAACUAUCUCAGCAAGAGAAAAAUCCUUGUAGUAUCUGGUCUAAUAAUCCAAAUCCUAAAUUAAAUAAUUCUCUAGCAGUCACUAUUCAGUAGAGAACCAGUAACCUUUCUGUGCAGCUCUCUGUGCAGUUUUUUGCCCUUCCUCUGUUUCUGAUUACCUUGCAUAUUUAGAUUAUGAGCAGGUAUAAAUGUAUGGUGAAUCAGACAGCAUGAUGAUAACCCAGCAUAUCUUUAAUAUCAGCUGAUAGGAUAUCUUACAGACAAAAAUCUUACCGACAUUAAAGGUUUUGUGUUUGCAAUCUCCUACAAAAGGAAUGGGAUUCACAAUUAGGGUUCCAGUUUUUCAGUUUUUCCAAAGCUGAAUGUUGCAACACAGGUUGAAGACUACAGGCUUCAUUGUCCUUUCACUUAUACUGUUUAUACCACAUCAUGAGUGUGCAUUAACAUGAGUGCUGUGCCAUCAGUGAGACUGAAAGAAAGUUGAAGCUGGAACUUUUACAGCAGCCAGAAAAAUCACACAGAGAAGGUGAGAGGCUUUUAAUGCAGAUAUGGUUCUACGUCCUGCAGUACGUUUAAGCAUACGUAAUUUGUGCAUAUUUAUUCAUAUAUAUUACAAGAAACAUUUAAGAGAAAUUAUUCAGUAGCUGGCACUUCUUAGAAGGAUAAGGACUUAAAACUUUCUUUCCCCCCUUUUAGCUAUACCAGUAGAAACUGCCAAACAAAACGCAAACGUUGCUUUGGUUCUGACUUCGUGCGGAGGCCACAUCGGUUUUCUGGAAGGAAUAUGGCCAAGGAAGUGCACUUACAUGGACAGAGUCUUCAAGCAGUUUGUGCAAGCUGUGUUCGAGCAUGGAAAUAAAAUCUUUAGCAUGUAGAUUUGGACCACUAUUCUAGCUCAGUGGCACAUUCUGACAAGGGCAGUUCAGCUUAAUGCACAAAUUUUAACUCCUGUAAGCCAGCAAAUGGAUAAAGUCCAUUACUACAUGCAAAACUAUUUUUGCCUAAGAUUUUGUAGCAAGAGACUAAAUAUUAUGUUGUCACUUUUAUAUUUAUUUUUAAUAUGCCUUACUAAGAAUGAUCUUAAAUGAAACAGCAUUCCACAUGCAUCAAAUUGCACUUAACCACAACCAUCAAGUAGAUAGAUUGUCAUUCCUCUGGAUUUUAAUUUAAACCGGUACAUAUUUAGGAGACUUAAUUUAGAUGGCUUUUAGUAUUGGAAUGGCAACACUCAAAACAGCAUAUAUUAUCCUGUCACAUGUAGUACAAGUUGGCCUGUUCCUUAGGGCACUAAUGGUGAAAAUCUUAAAAUAGGAAAACAGAAGGAGGAGGGAAAACAAAGCAGCACUGAUUCCUCAAAUAAGUCAAAAUUUCAGCAUGAUAUUCCAUAGGAUUAGACUGAUAACCUGCUUUUGCUCUUCUGCCCUGAAAGUAUUCCAAUUUAGGGCUAGUUAUUGUUUUUUAAACUGUGUCAAUGCCAUACUUGUCUUACAUGAUUAUUUUUAAACAGCUAAUUUAUAGUGUUUACAUAUAACCAAAAGAUUCCUUUCAAACAGUACUGUAAUAGCUUCCUUAAUUAAAAGACAUCUUCUUGCAUUUCUAAGUUCAGGUAAAGCUUGCGUUAUCAUAUAUGUAAUACAUACCUCAUAUAACUGGUAAGCUGUGAUUCCAUCUGUUACGUUUAUAUUACCCUGCAAUAACAUUUCAGUUUUAAAGAAGAAAUAUUAGAAAAAUCAAGACAUUAUGAGAUAAUCUGCUUUAAAUAAAAAAAAAAAAAAGGAAAGAAAAAAAGAGAUAUAUCCAAACCCUUUGUCUCUGCCGUUGUUUCAUAUAACCUCUAGAAAGAAUGUAACAGACUGUUUAAAGAAAGCUGGAGCUGGGAUGGGGGUCAGAGCCCUGUCUCUCUGGUGUGUUCAUUUCAUAAUUUGUCAGCACUUCAGCAAUAGGCGGUCAAAUCAUUGAAGCCUCUGCAAAGUGAUUUCUGCCCUAGAGGCUUACGAGUUUGUGAGGCUGACCGGGGUGUCACUGAGCUCCUCAGCCUUGAAACAGAGUGAGAGCCAGCGUGGACCUUGGAGGAGAAAGGACAGUUGGACAGAAUGUAUUCUGAAGUGGAUGGGAAGCCCAAAUGUAGGGCAUACCGAAAUCACAAAAAAGGCUUUUAAGCAGCUUCUGUGGAGCUCCCACUUCAUGCCGAUCACUGAUCUGGGCCCAGCCACACAAGAUAAGUCAGUAAAGAUGCCUUUGCAUUUUUAUUUUUAUCUUUUGAGUGGGGUCAGUAUGAGAAGAAAAGGCGGAUAUAAAAAGCCAGUCAGGUCUUUUGCCUCAAGCGGUACGUGAGCAGCCCUUUUUUGCCAGGCAUGUUUCCUAGUAACAGCCAGGGAAGAACAAAAAUACUUUUUGUCUUUAGAAAAAGAAAUUGGGACAUGCUACACGAAAGCUGGUUUUGGAAGGUGGGAGGCUAAAUUAAAAAAUUAGAAAGUGCUUUCAAGUUUUGACUUUUCAGACAGGCAUCGGCCCUUGCCCAAGUCACAAAGUCUAACUUCUUUUUUCUCUAAUAAGGAAAAUGAGACAAGAGACUUGUAAAAGCAAAAUGGCAUUUUGUGCAUGUUACUGCAGUACAUGAAAUCAGCAUAUUAGUAGGGUGCCUUAUUUAUUCCUACAUUCAUUUCCAGUUUUUAUGUUCGUACAGAAACAAUGAGCAAUAAACAAUGUGUUGAGCAUUAUAUUUGUUAAAUGUUUGAGUACAGUACUGUUCAAAACUUAGCAUCGUGUAUUAAUAAAACCACUUACGCACAUCUUACUGUUUAAAUAAAAGUAACAUGAUUAAUGGCAGAA